This is a messenger RNA of Xenia sp. Carnegie-2017, 1885 nucleotides long. Its product is annotated as meiosis-specific serine/threonine-protein kinase mek1-like. The transcript has 2 exons. The coding region runs from base 84 to 1358 and encodes 424 amino acids. NCBI's taxonomy places the organism in Eukaryota, Metazoa, Cnidaria, Anthozoa, Malacalcyonacea, Xeniidae. Gene Ontology annotation, biological process: protein phosphorylation. Gene Ontology annotation, molecular function: ATP binding; protein kinase activity. The record is from RefSeq and is a predicted model, not a curated record.
ACAUACAGUCAUUUAGGAUAAUUUGUCAUAGUUAUACGUAGAAACUGGAAAUAAGGAGUGGCUCUUAUAAAAAUUACUAGGCAAUGGAGACUCAUAUAAUGGAAGAUUUGGAUCUUAAGAGGAUAAAAACAGAGUUAAAGUUUCAAAAAUUGAAAUAUCUUUGGACACUUGGCAAAGGAAGUUACGGUUUAGUGGUUGCCGUCGAAAGCGACUCUGAUAAGAAUAAAUAUGCCGUUAAAAUCAAUUCAUUUGCAAAUGAAAAAGCAAAAACGUUUGGUGAAAGGGAGCUUGCAACUCUGAUAAAUGUCAAGUCUGAGAAUGUAGUGAAAUUUUUCGAUAGUUGGACGAAUAGUAAUCACAGUUUCUUGUAUUUUAAAUUGGAGCUGUGUUACAAAGAUUUGAGGCGCUUUGUGUACGAAAAAAAUUUUGGAGGUGGUGCAACGAUUGUAAAGAAUCCUGAAUUAUAUCGUCAUUGUUUUCCACAAAUAUUGAAAGGCCUUCAAGCAUUGCACGAGAAGGACAUCGUUCAUCGCGAUCUUCACUUUGCUAAUAUCUUAAUAGCUUUUCCUCCGCCGAAAAGUGUGCCUGAAAUUAAAAUAAAAAUUACCGACUUUGGACUGGCUCGUUAUAUAAAUAAAAAUUCUGGAAAUACUACCUUGUCCAGGGAUAUUGGACAUAAACUUUUCCGAGCACCGGAAAUUGACUCUAAUAGUUCAUUUUUACAUUACGAUGAGAGAGUUGACAUGUACAGCGCUGGACUUUUACUGUAUUUUUUGUCAAGAUUUCUUCCAAAGCUAGACGAUUGGUUCGCAGAACUUGAUGAUAUACGGACAGCAAGAAAGUGUAUAGACAGGCAGGAUCUGGCUCAUACCGACGACAAUUUACUAUGGAAAACCAUAACAAACCUUCUUAAAAGAAAUCCGAAUGACCGCCCAUUUGCAAGAGAUACUUUAUGCGAUUGGAAUCAAGAUAUAAAUAAAAUUUAUGGAAAUCUGGUAUCCCCGAAAUUUACAACUAAAAAAACUCAGAACUUCAUGUCGAUCAUUUGUUAUCUUAAACAAGAAGACGAAACUUCGGAGAAACGAUGUGAAUUGAGUAAAAACGAUAAUUUUUCAAAUGUGAAGCAUAAAAUUAUGAGUAAAUUAUCUAUUUCUAGCCAAACGAAUGUCAUCUUGAAACAGGAAAUAACGAUUGAUGGUAAACAGAAAAAGCUAAUAACAAUAUCCGAUGACAAUGAUGUCGAAGUUAUGUUUCGAAGUGCAGGACAGUGUGACAGGCAGCGUCUUCAAUUCAUAGUAAAGGUUGUAUCUGGAAAUAGUACUGAUGAAGAGCCAAUGGACAUUAGCGAUACUUCUUAACUUCCACAAAGUUAAAAGACCAGGGACUGAAAGUACAGUACAAGAAACUCAAAGUACAGUAAAAGAAAGUAAUUUACAAGAAAGUACUGAAAGAGUGAAAACUGCCAAAGGUAUUUAAGGUAUUAAAGUGAAUAUAGCAUUUGCAUUUCAGUUUUGUCACAUGUAAAUAUGUUCAAGCAACACCCGUAAUAUAAACUCUUAUCAUGACAAACAGACAACUUUAGAAUAUAUAAACCUGACGCUGUCUUUGUAAUAAAGACUAAAUAUUACCUACUUUUUAUCUAAGAUCCUGUUUUUAUCUUGAAUAUCAAGAAAACAUCAUGUCAAUACUCUCAUUUAGCACGACAAAUUAUAUUCAUACUGCUUUAUACAGCACAUCGAUUUAAUAACAAAAUAGCUAGAGGAUUUUUUAGAUUUAGCCAUUGUUGCACAUUUAAACGAUUUUUUCUCUGAAAAUUUUUUCUUUAAUUAUUAAUUUUAAGAUUAAAAGGUCUUAACGAAGAUCGUUCUUCUUGACCAUAAAUUCA